UUCAUGGACUGCCAACUGUCUUUGGAUUCCAUUUUUCUCAUCAACUGUAGAUAGAAUCGAACCUCGCACUGCAAUGUUCCAAGCCCGACUGACACACCAGCUUAUUUUAUUAUUCCACCCUCUAAACUUAGUCCAUUUGUGUCUCUUUUCGAUAAUACCAAUAAUAACCGCGUCAAUAAUUCAAUCCUUAUAAUUUAUUCUGUCUUCCCUUAUUUGAACAAUGCAGUAUAAUAAUUUAAAUAAUCGGUGCAAUUUCAAAAAUUGCUCUGUAUGAAUAAUAAACUGUGCAAUUAACCGGCGAUAGUUUACCGCAAACAUAGCUUCUAGGGUAAGAGGCUUAUAAAAUCCUUUAUUGUCUUAACAUGAACUUAUAAGCCGUAGAAGUAAACUUACUCAGAUAAAAUGGAAAUUUUCCAAGAAAAUUUAACUCUUCUUUUCUUCUUGGGCGUUUGGAAACCCUCGGAAUGGAGUCCUGGAUCCGUUAAAUCUUUUUUGUACUCGUUCUACACUAUCUUAAUAAUAUUUUUAUCUUUUAAUUUCCUUAUAACUGAACUAUUGGAUCUAAUUUUAGUGACGAGUAACGUGACUGAGUUUAUAAAUAAUUUUUUUAUGAUAACCGCGAUAUUUUCCGCAUGUGUAAAACUAGUUAUUUUUCUUCUUUACCGCAACAGUUUUAAUGAAAUAAUUUAUACUUUAAAAAAGUACUUGCUUAAUGACAGCAACACAAAAGAAGAAAUGGCUAUUUGGAAGCGCUCCAGCAAUAAAAUUAGAUCCUUGACAAUAUUCUUCUUAUACGCAAACUCUAUCGGAAUGAUAUUUUUCACUUCGGGCUUCGUGGGAAAUAUCAAGAACCGGGAAUUACUUUAUCGAGCCUGGGUACCUUACAAUUACUCGCACCCCGUAAAGUACUCAGCAACUGUGCUGAAUCAAGUUGUCACCGUACUUAUACUGUCAUUUAUGAACAUCGGAUUUGUGCUUCUUUUCUUUGCGAUAAUGAUCAGCAUUUGUGCGCAAUUGAGUAUAUUUAAAUUAAAAUUUCAAAGGCAUUUUUCUUACAAGGAUCAUCCAGAUGAUUGCUACAAGAAUAUUUAUGCUUCAAAGUUACUUGGUGAAAUGGUGGAUAUAUAUCAUUCUAUAACAAGACUAUUUGGAAAAGUUCAUGGCUUAUUCUCUUGGGUAAUAUUGUUUGAAUAUUGUAUGGGAGCUGUUAUUUUUUGCACAAGUGCAUACCAUAUGUCAAAAAUGAAAGUUUUUUCUUUUGAAUUUCUCUCUUGUGCUUCCUAUAUUACAGAGAUAAUGUUGGAUUUAUUUAUUGUUUGUUUUUCUUGCAAUGAAGUCACUCUUGAGUUUCAAAAGCUUCACGGUGCUUUUUACAAUUGUCAUUGGUACAUGUUAAAUAAUAACGAUAAAAAGUCAUUAGGAUUCAUGAUGGUGAACUCAAUGAAACCGAUUUAUUUUACGUGUGGAUAUGUUGUUUAUUUAUCAAUUGAAUCUUUUACAAAAGUAAUUAAAGUGUCAUAUAGUAUAUACAAUGUGUUACAAAGUACCUUAUAAAACAAGAUUCUUAUAAAAUUAAAACAAAUAAA
Molecule: messenger RNA, 1586 nt
Organism: Cotesia glomerata
Lineage: Eukaryota; Metazoa; Arthropoda; Insecta; Hymenoptera; Braconidae
Product: odorant receptor 43a-like
Exons: 5
Coding region: 403-1554 (383 amino acids)
Biological process (GO): sensory perception of smell; detection of chemical stimulus involved in sensory perception of smell
Cellular component (GO): plasma membrane
Molecular function (GO): olfactory receptor activity; odorant binding
Source: RefSeq, a predicted model, not a curated record